Molecule: messenger RNA, 6960 nt
Organism: Epinephelus moara (kelp grouper)
Lineage: Eukaryota; Metazoa; Chordata; Actinopteri; Perciformes; Serranidae
Product: tyrosine-protein kinase receptor UFO
Exons: 20
Coding region: 447-3278 (943 amino acids)
Biological process (GO): positive regulation of kinase activity; platelet activation; multicellular organism development
Cellular component (GO): signaling receptor complex
Molecular function (GO): protein binding; transmembrane receptor protein tyrosine kinase activity; ATP binding
Source: RefSeq, a predicted model, not a curated record
UCCUGUUUGAAGGGGGAGAGGGAAAAGAAAGAGCCAGGGGAAUGUCUGAGGGAGUCUGAGGGAACCGGUGGGCAGGAGAGGCUUUGGACGACAGACUGCAGGAAACACUGGUUUAAAAAUACUCCCUCGGUUGCCAGAAAUAGACUCGGCUUUGGACGAGUUAAUCAGCGGCCGAAAAGUUCGGAGCGCAUUUUGUUGUGCGCUUUUUGGGUAACUCAAAGUCUAGUGAACUGUAUUGGGAUCAAUCAAAACAGCGUCAGGAGAAAAGCAAGAGCACCGCAGAGGUUUUUUUUACCCUCUGUCUCCUUAAAACGGGAACUGAAACGACGGGAUUCUUUUCGCUUUGCUCUCAUCAGUGGAUAAUCACAUUUUCAGCAUCUGCCGGAGUCACAACAAAACUUUUUCCAGCGCACAACUUUGGAUCUUUGCGCUGCUGAGAUGCGCUGAUGGAGUCCGGUGAUGUUUCCAAGAUGACUUCUCUUCUCAUGAAGCACAUUUUCAGAGGUGAUCUCCUCCCAACAAAAACCAUGAGCGGGUCUAAAUGGUUGUUUUUGAUCCUCACCGUCAUUUUUUCUGCUUGGAGGCCAGUAUCCGCCGGAUCACUCACAGAUUUGGAGUUUGAACGUAGUCCCACUACCAUCAUCUCUUCACUGGGCAAACCUGUUACAUUGCACUGCACCCUGAAAGGCACAGGGGGUGAGGAAGAGGACCCCCCUGAUGUGCUCUGGCUGAGAGACGGUGUGCCACUUCAGUACGCAGACACCAACCAGUUCCAAGUCCACACUGGCAGCAACAGUUGGACGAUCAUGAGCACGCUCAGUAUUGAGAAGGUCCAGCUUCCUGACAUGGGCUCCUACCGAUGUGCCGUUCUGUCAGAAAGCCACCAGACUAUGUCUGAUGAGGGGAGCAUUCAGCUGGAGGGCCUUCCUCAUUUCUCUGUGGAGCCCCAGCACAUGUCUGUAGUGGCCAAUGUAUCCCUGAGUCUGAGCUGUGUGGCCCACGGACCUCCAGAGCCAGUCAGGGUCAUCUGGCUACAGGACGGUGCUCCUCUCAACUCCCUGACAGACCCGGUGGCCCUGUCACCCUCCACGCUUAACCUCACAGGUUUGAACAGGACCAGCACUUUUUCUUGUGAAGCCCAUAACCGCAAAGGCGUGGCCACCUCUGGAUCUGGUACCAUCACCGUUCUCCCAUCUCAGCCUCGGAAUCUGACAGCUGUGGAGAUCACUCCGACCAGCCUCCGUUUAUCAUGGCAGCCUGGUUUCGGAGGCGUCUACCCGAUAAUCCGUUGCUCUGUUCAGGCCAAACAUGCGGGAGAGUCCUUCAAAGCAGGACCAGAUAAGAUGAUCCACAACCAGAAUGUGAACAUCCCACCAACCACGCACCUCAUUGGGGACCUGGAGCCCCACAGCCUCUAUGCUGUCAGGGUGGCCUGUCACAGCAGCCAGGGCCCAUCUGACUGGUCGCACUGGGUGGAGCUACGCACCAAAGAAGGAGUGCCAGAAAACCCACCUGUUAACGUGAGUGCGGUGUUGAACGGGACUGAGGUGCUGAUGACGUGGGAGGGGCCUCCAGGGAAGCUGAAUGGAGAACUGCAGGGCUACAUGGUGGAGUACAGCACGCCAGCCGCACAGCAGUUUGUUGUGGACACUGGUUUGGACACUGAGCUGUCGAUCAAUCUGUCUCUCCCCCUGUCCAAUGUGUCCUUUCGAGUGUGUGCUUAUACAGGAGCCGGGCAAGGACCCUGGACUCCCACACAGACCCUGACACUUAUUACUCCUGAAAUGGAGGAAUUUAGAGGUCCGUCAUCGCCCCCAGCCUUUUCCUGGCACUGGUGGUAUGUGGUGAUGGCCAUCGCCGGCGCCGUGUCCAUUGCUGUGCUCAUGGCUGUUUACGUGGCCAAGCUGCGGCGCAAGGAGACACGCUUUGGAGAGGCAUUUGAACCCAUGAUGGAGAGCGGGGAGCUUGUGGUCAGAUACCGCGCUCGCCGCACCUACAGUCGCAGGACUACAGAAGCAACAUUGAACAGCCUGGGCAUCAGCGACGAGCUGAAGCAGAAGCUCCAAGACGUGAUGGUGGACAGACAUAAACUCACCCUGGGAAAGACCCUGGGAGAAGGGGAGUUUGGCUCUGUGAUGGAAGGGCUGCUGACUCAGGAGGAGUCUGUUCUCAAAGUUGCUGUCAAGACUAUGAAGAUUGCCAUCUGUACACGCUCAGAGAUGGAAGAUUUUCUCCGUGAGGCCGCCUGCAUGAAAGAGUUUGACCACCCCAAUGUCAUGAGGCUUCUAGGUGUGUGUCUGCAGACUGUGGAGAGUGAAGGUUACCCCUCCCCUGUGGUCAUCCUGCCCUAUAUGAAACACGGCGACCUGCACAGCUAUCUGCUAUACUCAAGGCUGGGAGACUGUCCUGUGUACCUCCCAUCUCAAAUGUUGGUAAAGUUUAUGACCGAUAUUGCCCGAGGGAUGGAGUACCUCAGCAGCAAGAACUUCAUCCACAGAGACCUCGCCGCUCGCAACUGCAUGCUGAAUGAGAACAUGAAUGUAUGUGUGGCUGACUUUGGCCUCUCUAAGAAGAUCUACAAUGGAGACUACUACAGGCAGGGGCGGAUCUCAAAGAUGCCCGUCAAAUGGAUCGCUAUUGAAAGCUUGGCUGAUCGUGUCUACACCACUAAGAGUGAUGUGUGGUCAUUUGGCGUCACCAUGUGGGAGAUCGCCACACGGGGCCAGACUCCAUACCCUGGGGUGGAAAACAGUGAGAUUUAUGAUUACCUGAGACAGGGGAACCGUCUCAAACAGCCUCCGGACUGUCUGGACAGCAUCUACGCCCUGAUGUUCUCCUGCUGGCUGCUGAGCCCGAAGGAUCGCCCGUCAUUUGAGUCCCUGCGCUGCGAGCUGGAAAAAGCCCUUGAGGAUCUUCCAGACACCCAGGACCCAGAUGAGAUCUUGUACGUCAACAUGGAUGAGUCUUCCAUGGAGCUAGGGGCCGUUGGUGGCCGUGACCCCAUUGGGGGACCGGCCCCUCUCUGCCUGAAGGGCCUAGACUCUGUGACCACAGUGGAGGUCCACCACCCCAACCGCUACGUCCUCUGUCCCCAACACGAGACCAACCGAGCCCUCUCUGAGUCCUUGGAGAGCCUGGACAUGCCAGUGUCGUCCUCCACAGCCACGCUGCCUAUACAGCCCUCCUGCCACUCCACUCCCAACCCCACCCCGGCUCCCACCCCAACUGUCGAGCUGCUGGAGGACAGGGAAGGGUCCAGGAAAAUGCCCUGGCAGUGAUGGCUUCACUCUUAAAAAUUACAAGACUCGUCACUGCCAAAGCGUGCUACCUUUUAACCCCAGUCCAUGAACGAGAUCCAGCCUCUUGCUACUGACUGUAAGAAACCUAACGUGCCCCUACAUUCAUAUUUUGCACAACUACACACACAGCCGAAGACAUUCCAAGGAGGUGAAGGACUAGGAUUAUCUCCUUUGUCAACCCUCUGAAAUGAGCACAUUUCCAAGUGAGUGCAAAAGUUAUUGUGUGAUAAGUGUAGCAGGAGAAACACAAUGAUAGAUGGUGGGUGAACAAGUUUAAAGGACACGUACACUGCAGCACAAUCAGAGAAAUUAAUUCCUAGUCACUAUAGCAAUAAAAUACCAUACCUGCACAACUACCUGCAUACAACAGAUCGAUCUCCUUCACACGAUUAAGCUAGAAAAUCUCUGUGAAACCAGCUCAGACACUGCCAGGCUGAAUCUACAACCAAACAAACUCAGGAGCUCGAACUUGUGAGUAAGGGCUAAGAUGGAGGACUCGCACCAGCUGAGGAAAGUGUUCCUCUGAUGGAGAAACCUCACCCAUCUGGAUCCAUGCUCCUGUGUAACUGAGCAAAAAUAAGUCAAGGACUGGUAGGGAAGAAAGGAAGCAGCAACAGUGUCUCCGUCACUGAAGGUGUCAUCUGAUGAAGAUGACUGGCUGCUUUGAUACAGUUUAUGAAGGACAAUAAGAUGAGUUUAGGGAUAAAAUCCCCAGCGGUGUCGCUGUUGGGCUGCUUUUUUUUUUAACAUUGAGCACCAUAAUUUUUCAACUUCAAGCUGCAUUUUUUUUUACAGAUGUCAUAAUCCUUCAACUAAAGUUCACCAUACCUAAAGUUCAGACUUUUACCCGACAGCAACAGAAUAUAAAUGAAAUAUCAUUUUUAAAAAUAAGUAAUACAUUCAAACAAUUUAAAGAGACCAAAUUUGCUGAGAAAAUAAAUUCCACUUCAGGCUUUAGAGACUUUUGUGUGAGGCUGUUUUGAAUGAGGAUCCUCCAUCUUAUUGAUCAAAACCCACAGGAGUUUGUAUGAUAGCCUAAUGUAGCGCUCUAACAACCCCUGCUUCCUCUCCAGGGGUCAUACUGCUAGGUGUGCAUGAAGCACCAUGAGCCAUGUACCGUCCACACAAGGCAACAUGUGAAAGUCCUGUUUCAACUAGUCCAUACAUCUUUGUCACAACUCAGGAACCUGAGAGUUUGCUCAGCAGGGGCAGAGGUACUGGUCAAAUCAAGAGGGUACAGAUAAUCAGAGGCAGGUGGAUGGACUGAGGCUCGGUACGGACAUGAUGGAGUUACCCAAGGCAAAUGGCGGGAUAAGCUCCUCACCUUUGCAUUUGGCUCAAGCACAGUGUUAUUACACAUUUUGUCAUUUUUUUUUAAAAUGCUGAUUUUUGUAUUUCUACAACUUUGCACUAAUGUUUUUAUAUCAUUGUAUGUUUGUUGAUAAUUUGUAUAUCUUUUACGCCUUUUUUAUGUUAAUGACUUUCUGGACAGUCUUCCUGCAGAUGCCUCUCAUGAAAUCAGUUCACAUGUAACAACUUGCAUAUUCAUAAAGGCAGAGAACAAAGCCUGUGAACGCAUUUAAAGGGAUAAUUUGCCCAUUUUUAACCAGCUUUGUAUCAUAACAAUGUGGGUAGCAUGUAUAAAUGAACUGUGGUAAAUGUUCUCAUCUUACCAGUGCACAGAUCUCCCUGCUCAUCUCUCAGCUCAAUUUUUUGUGGUUCUAGGGCUGUUGCUUGAACUACAGAUUGUACUUCCGCAUUUUUGUAUGCCCGGACACAGAGAGUAUAGAAGCAGAUUGGGAGAGAGAGACUGGCCUCUCUCAAACUCAGUCCAAACUGAUCAAAUGAUAAAACUGAGCAGUGCUGACAAAAUAUGAACCAAUAUUCUGUUACAAUAUCUCCUAUUUCUCACCUUAAAUGUCUCCAGAAACAUGUUUUAGUGCACUGUUUAUCUGUAAUUUGAGACUGUUUGUUACCAGCCAGCUGUUUCCUGUGGGAAAAUGGAAAAGCUCGCAUUACAUCACCCACCUUUUGGGAGUGUUUAUUGGUCCAAUGUGGCAAAGUGCAUUCUGGUAAUUGUAGGUUUUCUACCUCUUUCACAGAAGCAAAUGCCACAGCCCUUUUUUGCGUCUUUUUACUGCAUAAACAGCCCAGGUUUAUAGACCAAGACCAUCAUUCCACCAGUGAAAUACUUCUUUAACUCCAUUCAGUGGAGUGCUUUCCAUAAAUGAGCAAAGACUGGGAGACUGGGAAACAUGACUAACCUCAUCAUCUGACAUCAUCCUGGCGCUCUUUUAUUCUGCGAUAUUUUUGUUUCUCGAGGUUUAGCACUGUAAAUAGAAUUCUGGUACCAGCAGAGUCGAGGAGGAGGAGGAGACAGAAAGCAGCAGCAAGUGUGCUUUGGCUCACCAGCUGCAACUUUGCAUUGUGCAUGCACUUAUUUUUAUAUAUAUCCACACUAUAUAUAUAUAUUUGCUUUAGUUUAUACUUUUGUCAUUGGAAUGGACCAUAUUCCAACACACAUUUUGGGAGAGCUAUUGUUUCAAUGAGGCGCUGUGUUUCUCAGAUGUAUACAUCAAAGGUACUAUAUGAAACAGUAUACAGUGAUAUUUUAUACCUGUAGCAUUACUGAAAUUCCUUGUUUAGAUGAAAUGUACUUUUCUUGUUAUACCUUUGGUACUGAAUAGUCAUUGAGUUAUAGUCCUACAUUCUUUGUGAACUACAGAGAGUGGUGCUAAGACUGAGGCACUGGUCUUAAUUGGUCUGUAUCGAGAUUUCACCAGUUUGAAAGCAGAUAUACCCACAGUGUUACACCAGCCACUGUGUUUGAAACAUUGAGGUCUUUAGCAUGGGCGGAUUAUGAGACAAAGGGCUCCUGGGCACAGACACGCAGAAGGCCUCACCACCUCUCCUACAUAGAGCUUUACAGUUGUUUAGCCCCUUUUUGUUGUAGUUUUGUGUGUUUUUGUAGUCGUUACAAUCUCUGUGGUUUUGUACCGCUUUGUGGUAAUUUUAUGUCUCUUUGGAGUUAAUUGUCACUUUGUGGUCAUUUUGAGUGUUCUUGAAGUUGCUUUGCAUCUCUUGAUAGUUACUUUGAGUAUCUUUGUGGCUGUUUUGACCAUUUUCAUAGUCAUUGUGAGUCUUUUUGUGUCUAUUUGCAGCUGUUUUGCAUCUCUUUGUAGCCUUUUUGUUUUUCUUUUUGGCCUUCUUUUGUCUCCAUGUAGUCAUUUUAUGUUUCUUUGUGGUCAUUGUGAGUCUCCUCCGGGUCAGCACAUGUUCAUUUGAGUAACAUUUUGCAGGUGAAGGCCAGGGGAGGGGCCCUGACACUUUUGGCCCCUGGGCCUGUAUCUGGUAAACCCGUUCAUUAAUCCUUUCAUUUAGUAAAAAAGUUAAAGUAAUGCUCCAAGGAGAUUCCAGCAAAAACAAAUUACUCCUUAAUGAACAAAAUCAGUUCAGCCUUAAAACUUUACCUUCAGUGCCUUCAGAGAGCCAGUAUUUUUGCAUCAAUGUGUGUGUGGAUUGUGAUUCUCCUGGUGUGUUGAAUUGGGAGAAGACUGUACUAUAGUUGCCUUUAUAUUGUCACUGUCAUGAUUUGUAAACAAAGUUUUAUACAGUACCUACAGUAUUUUGUAUAAGAAAUAAAUAUGUUCAUCAUGAAUGA